AGUGACAGAGCGACAGUUGGGAUCUUAACCAAACACACUGAAACAACUUCUAAUCUACUGACCUACUACUACUGAACAGAAACAUGGAAUCUGAGAUGAAAUGCAACAUGAGCGAGAUGUGGAGAUCCAAGAUGCCCCAGGGACUGGACUUGGAGGUUACCCAUCACCCACUGACAAUGAGGCGCGUGGUCAACCUCAUCAUUGCCAUGGAGAGACUGAAGGGCUUCAGUUCAGAGUCACUGCUGAGCACUGAGUUCACAGAUGAUAACCUGCUCAACAUGGUGCUGGAGAACGUAGUGGAAGAGAAAAUUGUGUUCGAGCGCGGAACAACUCCAGCAGCCCAGUACAGCAGGCGACGUGAGGUCCAAUGCAGCGUGACCGACAGCGAAAAGAGGAGCUUAGUUGUGGUCCCAAACAGCAUGGAGCUCCACGCAGUGAUGCUGCAGGGAGGCUCUGACAGAUGCAAAGUCCACCUGAACAUGUCAACCUACCUGGACCGUACACCCAGCGCUGAGGCUCAGACUGUGGCUCUGGGCAUCAAGGGCACAAAUUACUACCUGUCUUGCCACAAGGAUGGAGAGGAGCCAACCUUGCAUCUGGAGGCAGUGGACAAAGCCAGUCUGGCGAACAUCACCUCGGACAGCGACAUGGUGCGAUUUCUCUUCUACAAACAGGACUCCGGGUUGAACAUCAGCACCCUGAUGUCUGUCCCCUUCAGCAACUGGUACAUCAGCACAGCAGAGGAGAACAACCGGCCGGUGCAGAUGUGCCAGGAGACUGCCAGACGCCACCGAGCCUUCAACAUCGACAACCUGAAAGUGGACCCUACAACUGAGGAUCAAGUUUGUCCCAUUUUAAACGGACUGUAAAAUACACUACACUUCAGAUAUCUUAUAUUGUAUUCAAAAAAUCAGCAACAAAGAUAUCUAUAUUUGUUUUAAAUGAUUACCACUGUUGGCUAGAACGACUUCUGCAAGUUUUACAGAGUCUAUUUAAUGUAUGUACCGAGUACACAAAGUGAGAUGCUUAAUGUAUUGACAUAGUCAAGUAUCACCACAAGGUGGCAUUAUUGUGCCGCCUGGUGAGCACCCUUUGUAUUUAUUGUGCUGAAUGACAUGACACGCUAUUAUUGCUUUUAUCUAUUAAUUUAUUUUAUUGUAUUUAUUUAUUAACCAUUAAU
Molecule: messenger RNA, 1180 nt
Organism: Morone saxatilis (striped sea-bass)
Lineage: Eukaryota; Metazoa; Chordata; Actinopteri; Moronidae
Product: interleukin-1 beta-like
Exons: 5
Coding region: 84-869 (261 amino acids)
Biological process (GO): macrophage chemotaxis; positive regulation of gene expression; cytokine-mediated signaling pathway
Molecular function (GO): cytokine activity
Source: RefSeq, a predicted model, not a curated record